Ascochyta rabiei is the source of this 1125-nucleotide messenger RNA. RefSeq names its product 39S ribosomal protein L22, mitochondrial. NCBI's taxonomy places the organism in Eukaryota, Fungi, Ascomycota, Dothideomycetes, Pleosporales, Didymellaceae. The coding region runs from base 1 to 1125 and encodes 374 amino acids. Gene Ontology annotation, cellular component: mitochondrial large ribosomal subunit; ribosome. Gene Ontology annotation, biological process: ribosome assembly; translation. The transcript is spliced from 3 exons. The record is from RefSeq and is a predicted model, not a curated record. Gene Ontology annotation, molecular function: structural constituent of ribosome.
AUGAGCACACGAACACCCUCACGGCGGCUCGCGCAGUCGGCCCUCGCCCUCCGCCCCCAAUGCACACAAUGGACCAGCCUCCCUUCACUCGCACGGCGCAAUGCAUCGACCAAACCCUCAACCGCCAACGAUGACCUCUCCAACCCCCUGCUGGAGAAGUACCUGCAGCAGCGGGAAUCCGAGCGCGCCGCAGCAGAGGCAGACCGGUCCGAGCAGACCGCCGGCGCCCCGAAGAAGCCGUCCACCACACUGCGUGACGGAGGCUCCUUCACCGCCCCCUCGCCGCUCUUCAACCCCGAGCGCCUGAUCCCCGGAUGGCGCAAGGACCUCGCCCCAACCGACAAGGCCGCGCUCAAGGCACAGGCCGAGCAGCGCAGACUGGCCGUCCAGAAGGAGGAGGAGAAGCGCCUGCUCGACGUGAACCUCGACCCCGCCCCCGCCGCCCGCCGCCGCCUCGAGCGCAAGCUCGUCAUCAAGGGCCUCUCCAAGCACGGCCGCAUGACCAAGGCCGCAAAGAUCCUCCGUACCGAGCGAUCCUCGCUGUACAAGUCAAACUUCCUCCCCACCUCGGUCAAGAAGAUGACCAAGAUCCUGAACCAGAUCCAGGGCAAGACCGUCUCCGAGGCCCUUGUCCAGCUGCGCUUCUCCCCCAAGAAGAUUGCCCGCGACAUCUACAAGGGCCUCAUCAUCGCCCAGGACGAGGCCAUUGCCGCGCGAGGCAUGGGCCUGGGUGACAGGAACGCCUUGAAGAAGUGGAUCGAGCAGAGGAACGAGGUCGCUUCCACCCUGGCCAACCUCGACGAGAAGACGCCCAAGACAAAGGGCGCCACCCAGCUCAUUGAGCUCAAGGACGGCAAGAAGAAGCUCGUCACGGACGCGACCGAGAUCUACAUUGACCAGGCCUGGUGCGGGAGGGGCGAGAGCUGGAAGAGCCCCGAGUUCAGAGCGAGAGGAAGGGUGAAUAUGCUGACACACCGAACAACCAGCUUCUCCUUCCUGCUCAAAGAAGAAAAGACACGGAUGCGCAUCUCGGACGAAAUCAAGAAGAAGCGCGACAACCGCAAGCUGUGGGUCGCCCUGCCCGACCGACCCAUCACAGCGCAGAGGCAGUACUGCCUGUGGUAG